AUGGACCUGGGAACAAGAAUCACGUCAAUAAUCCAUAAGAGGGAUAAAGCGGGGAAAGAAAUCUUCAGCGUAGCCAAAACCUUUCCCAUGGAGGCAUGGAUGAUGCAACCAAUCUCGUUCUCUGCCAAGGAUGUCCCGAUGAACGGCCAAGCACAUGGAUACCAAUUAGUCAUCACCUUACUCAUUAAAGAAUGGGGAGUAAAGAGAAUAUUAGUGGAUAGUGGGAGCUCGGUCGAAGUCCUAUUUUAUGAUACAUUUAAAAGGAUAGACUUGUCCGACAAUAUCCUAAUUGCGCCUCCCUACCGGAUUUACGGCUUCAACGGGACAAUAACUAUACCAAAAGGAGAAGUCACGCUUCGGGUCUCAGACGGGGAAGGAUAUCUGGAUACCCUCACUACCUUAUGUGUCGUUGAUAUUGUGUCACCAUACGAGGAAAUCAUUGGGAUACCAUGGAUUGCAGGUAUUAAAGGAAUAGCGUCGGCUUACCACCAGAAGUUGAGGUUUCCCAUCUACAGAGGUGUUGUUGAAGUGGUAGGUGAUACACAGGCCGCAAGGAAGUGCAUGCAAGUUGCUGUACAACAGAAUGAAGACAUGCGAUCUAGGAUACGAGGAGAAAAGAACAAAGCUAAGGAGGUCAAGGCCGGGGAAGAACUAGAAAAAGUAAUUGUACAUGCGAUCAAGACCUAUGAGGUAGGUGAGAAAGGGAUCUUAUAG
Molecule: messenger RNA, 714 nt
Organism: Papaver somniferum (opium poppy)
Lineage: Eukaryota; Viridiplantae; Streptophyta; Magnoliopsida; Ranunculales; Papaveraceae
Exons: 1
Coding region: 1-714 (237 amino acids)
Source: RefSeq, a predicted model, not a curated record